Molecule: messenger RNA, 1813 nt
Organism: Cucumis melo (muskmelon)
Lineage: Eukaryota; Viridiplantae; Streptophyta; Magnoliopsida; Cucurbitales; Cucurbitaceae
Product: dehydration-responsive element-binding protein 2F
Exons: 2
Coding region: 59-1225 (388 amino acids)
Biological process (GO): response to stress; positive regulation of DNA-templated transcription
Cellular component (GO): nucleus
Molecular function (GO): DNA-binding transcription factor activity; transcription cis-regulatory region binding
Source: RefSeq, a predicted model, not a curated record
UUGAUUUUAAAACAUUGUUCUUUCAAACCGUCUUAAACACCAAAACACGUACAUACAUAUGUACAUAUACGAUCACAUGGUGACCAAAGAAAAACCCUCAAACGUGACAGCAUUUAAAGCCAUGAAGUUUUUCACUUCUACAAAUUCCCCCUUCCACCCCGCUCCCUUUCACCACAUUCCCACAAUCAUCUUCAUCACUCCACUCCCCCCAAAGAAAACAGAGUAUAACAGAGCAAUGGAAAAUGGCAGAGACAACAAAAAGCCUCAUACUUCUCCAUUUCACCACAAGCCAUGGAAGAAAGGUCCUUCGAGAGGCAAAGGUGGUCCUCAAAAUGCCUCGUGCGAGUACCGCGGCGUACGACAACGCACUUGGGGCAAAUGGGUUGCCGAGAUUCGCGAGCCUAAGAAACGAACGAGGCUAUGGCUUGGCUCUUUCUCCACUGCUGAAGAAGCUGCCAUGGCUUAUGAUCAAGCUGCUACUAAGCUUUAUGGGCCUCAUGCUUAUCUUAAUCUUCCACAUUUAGCUAAUCAUAAUAACGAUUCUAGUGAUUAUAAAUCUAAUUUGUUGAAAUGGGUUCCUUCUAAAAACUUCAUUUCUCUGUUUCCUCAUACAAAUCGGGCAGCUGCUGCCGUUGCAACAACUGGCAGCUUCAUGAGUCUUCAUCUCAUACAUCAAAGGCUUCAGCAGCUUAAACCUCCUCAUUCCUUUCUUUCAUCUAAUUCCCUUUCUUCUCCUUCCAAGAAACUUGAAGACAAGGGCGAGAAAGAGAAAGACGAGGAAGCUUCUGUUAGAGAGGAGACGACAACGAAAACAACAGCAACGAGAAGUGUGGAAGAAGAAGAGAAGCCACAGAUUGAUCUAAAUGAGUUUCUACAACAACUUGGGAUUUUGAAAGAAGAGGAUGAAAAAUUAGAGAUUGAAUUAGAAGGAGAGAAAGGCAAUGACAAUAACAAAAACAAUGACAAUGACAAUGACGAUAGAGGAUGUUGUUUGGGAUCAUCAGAAGUAUCAAAUAAUUGUGAUUAUAGUGAUGAAGUUGAAGUGCUUAGUGACAAAAGCUUUAAUUGGGAUUCGAUUAUGGAAAUACAUCCCAAUAUUGAAGACAAUCACUUUGGAAACUUUCAAUUAUAUGAUCAUCAUUUUCUUAAUUACGAAGAUGAUCUAAGUUUGCCCAAUUCCAUUUGGGAUUUUGAAGAAGACCAUUCUACAAGAAUCAUACAUUAACAAAAAACAAAUAGCAACUUUGUUUCAUGAACCUUUUUGAAGUUUGAGUUCUUUUUUUUUUUUUUUUUUUGAGGGGUUGUAUAAUAUAGUAAAAAUAGUGAUGUUCAGACAAAAUAAAUGGAAUAGAGACAUUUACAAGAAAAUGAGAGUUGUUAUUUUCUCUUCAUGUUCUAUGUUAGUUGACAGAAAAUAAAAUGAAAGGGUAGUUUAUCAUUUUUGAAAUAGUUCAUGUAGAUUGUGAGGUUCAUUUAGAAUAUUUUUUUUAUAUAUAUAUAUGAGAGUUUGGUAAAAUCAAAAAACAAUUUAGAACUAAAAUUGAUAGUAACAUAUUGUUAUGAAAUUUUGACGAGACACAUUAUUGACCUAACUAAUAAUAGUAGAGAUCUAAAUACAAAAAUUGAGGAGAAUGAUGAUGUUGAUGUUUUUCAAUUGUGCAACUCCAAAAUAAAAUAUUGAUAUUUUGAAGUAUAAUGAAAAUCACAACUUUAAUGAUUAGACAAUGUUAAUUCUAAAACUUUCCAUGUUCUCACAAAGAUUCAUGGUUACUAAGAAUAUAAAUAAUAGUUCUUAGAAAAUUUAUUUUAAAUA